CCUUUUGUUACUGAGAUUGAACAACUAGAAAAAGAGAUAGUAAUGAAUAUCCUAGGAAAUCGAAGCCUUAUUAUUGCAAGUCUUGGUGCUGUAACCGCUGACCUUUCGCAAGGAAAUAAUUUGACUAGAGUUAAAAGGCAUGGUGCUAUAAGAGGAUGUCGUACAUAUAAUAUAGUAAAAAAUUCCUGA
Molecule: messenger RNA, 189 nt
Organism: Racocetra persica
Lineage: Eukaryota; Fungi; Glomeromycota; Glomeromycetes; Diversisporales; Gigasporaceae
Source: the annotation of a GenBank genome assembly